ACAACUAACAAAACCCUCAUCUUCUUCUUCUUCCUCGAAAAUCAAAACCCAAAAUCUCUCUUCGAUCAGUCUCCAUGGCCAAGAUCAAGAUCGGAAUCAACGGAUUCGGAAGAAUCGGACGUCUGGUUGCUAGGGUCGCCCUACAGAGGGACGAUGUUGAGCUCGUCGCUGUUAACGAUCCAUUCAUCACCACCGACUACAUGACCUACAUGUUUAAGUAUGACACCGUUCACGGACCAUGGAAGCACCAUGAGCUCAAGGUCAAGGAUGAGAAGACCCUUCUCUUCGGUGCGAAGCCAGUUGCCGUCUUUGGGCUCAGAAACCCAGAGGAAAUCCCAUGGGGUUCAGUUGGUGCCGAUAUUGUUGUCGAGUCUACUGGAGUGUUCACUGACAAGGACAAAGCUGCUGCUCACUUGAAGGGAGGUGCCAAGAAGGUUGUCAUCUCUGCCCCAAGUAAGGAUGCCCCCAUGUUCGUUGUUGGUGUGAAUGAGCACGAAUACAAGUCCGACCUUUGCAUUGUUUCCAAUGCUAGUUGCACUACCAACUGUCUUGCUCCCCUUGCCAAGGUUAUCAACGACAGGUUUGGAAUUGUUGAGGGUCUUAUGACCACCGUGCACUCCAUCACUGCCACCCAGAAGACUGUUGAUGGACCAUCAGCCAAGGACUGGAGAGGCGGACGUGCUGCCUCAUUCAACAUCAUUCCUAGCAGCACUGGAGCUGCCAAGGCUGUCGGAAAGGUUCUGCCUGCUCUCAAUGGCAAAUUGACCGGAAUGGCCUUCCGUGUACCCACUGUUGAUGUUUCAGUUGUCGACCUUACUGUCAGACUUGAGAAGAAGGCCACCUAUGACCAGAUUAAGGCUGCUAUCAAGGAGGAGUCUGAGGGAAAGAUGAAGGGUAUCUUGGGUUACACCGAAGAUGAUGUUGUGUCAACCGACUUCAUUGGUGACAACAGGUCAAGCAUCUUUGAUGCCAAGGCUGGAAUUGCAUUGAACGAGAACUUUGUCAAGCUUGUGUCAUGGUAUGACAACGAGUGGGGUUACAGUUCCCGUGUGAUUGACUUGAUCGUGCACAUUGCCAAGGCUUAAGCUUGGAUCGAGGCUUUGCUUUUAUAUGUUUUGGUUGAGUCUAGCAUUUUAGGUCUCUGGGUUUUGAAUAAGAGCGUCUUUGUGUCCUCUGUGUGCAUCCCUCGGGGUUGUCCCCUUUUUGUUUUGGUGUUGAACUUUUAGUUGCGGAUUUCUCCCCUUUUUGCUGUUCUGAAACAGAAGAAACUUUAUAUGUACUUUAGCUUUGCUAGUUUUUAAUAUAAAGCAAAACUUGAAAGGGGUUGUUAUAUUUCUGAGUUCUUCCCAUUUGCAUCCUUAUUCUUCAUAGUAAGCAAAAGUCCUGACCAAAUCCAUAGGCUUGCUAUUGCCAUGUUCCCUAUUGAAAAACCAUGAACUGUGAAGAAAUGCUCUAGUUUCUCGGUCAGUCUGGAGUUUGGACUCUUUUUGCAAGUAAAUUCUGCAUUGUAAUUCUCCGGAAUGCCAUAGCAUCCUGGUCUGUUCAUUCUGCCAAGCCGACUAUCAGGGGGCUUGGCCUGCCGUGUGUGAUGCGGCGGGUGUACAAGCCACUAACACUGUGUCACACAUGGGGCAGCGUACAAGCCCUGAACACCACAACUGUUAUGGUGGCUGUACCAAAGAACUGCUCCUGAAUGGAAGCUGGUGUUUGUCACUAUUCAAUCGACACACUUCCCUUAAAACAAAGAAGGAAAGGGAGUUAUCGAUGCGUGCCGUGAUCCAAGGAGACGAUGAAACCAAGAAACGGCGAUAAGCUUUGGAAGCAAGUCGUCUUACCAUAGUGACGAGGCUCCACAACAGUCCUCGCUAAGCAACGACUAACAAAUUAGGCCAGCCAUGUGAGACAUGACAUGACAUGGCCACCUACCCUUGCAAGCUUUUCUUUUAUUGUCUAUUUGUGAGUGACUCAUGGAUUAGCUCAUCCAUCCCUUGACUACUGUUUGUCACCUAUUUCCACCAGGUAUGGACUUCAUGCAUGCCAAGCUUAUCCAUUCCUCUUUGCUCCUUUUAAGAAGAAUCCUUGGGAAUAUGCAUUCAUCUUCAAUUUUUUCUUGAUAGAGAUUUGAUUCAUUCUUGUAGUUAAAAGGGUUGCAAGGUGAGAAAAGAGGUAAUAAAAUUUGAUAUAAAUUGUAGAGUAGUUUAGUUUACCAACAAUAAUGUUUAUUCGGUCAUUAACAUCGUUUGUUUCGUGGAAAGUAAGCAGUAUGAUAAGAAAGUUGUUCAUUUCCUGCAUUUGGGAAAACCAAAGGAAAGGAAAGAUUUUUCUGAUUGAAGGGAAAAUAUGGGGUAAGGCUCCUUCCAAAAUCUAAUGGAACCACUUUCCUUCCUUCUUUCCCUUUAUUUAUUACUCAGAUCAUAAUAUUUUAUUAUAUUUUUAAAUACUUUCCCAAUUACUUUCCUUACGUUACCAAACAUUGGAAUAAAAAUUCUCUUAAAAUUUUAUUCCCGUUCACUUUCUCUUCUCAUAGGAGAGAUGAAAUAAGUACUUUUUUUUCCGCAAACCAAACCAAGGGUUG
Messenger RNA from Fragaria vesca subsp. vesca, 2575 nucleotides. Its product is annotated as glyceraldehyde-3-phosphate dehydrogenase-like. The record is from RefSeq and is a predicted model, not a curated record. Gene Ontology annotation, molecular function: oxidoreductase activity, acting on the aldehyde or oxo group of donors, NAD or NADP as acceptor; NAD binding; NADP binding. NCBI's taxonomy places the organism in Eukaryota, Viridiplantae, Streptophyta, Magnoliopsida, Rosales, Rosaceae. The transcript has 11 exons. Bases 75 to 1085 code for a protein of 336 amino acids. Gene Ontology annotation, biological process: glucose metabolic process.